AUGCUGCUGCUGCUACCUCCUCACUGAAAUCAAGUCGGGAGUGUUUUCGCUCUCGGGCAAAGGUGAAAAAACCAGCAGCAGCAGCAGCAGAUUACAUAUCGGGUUGCGUAUUACAAGGUGGAGAAAGCAGGAAUCGGUCUCGGCGGAACGGCCAAUAUGUUGAACGUCGCGACGGUGCUGGUGUUGUCCGCGGGGUCGGUUCCGAAAAUGUGCUAAAGUGUCCUCUGGAAGUGGCGUGACCGCGCGCGCGUCUCCGACCAACGGGAGUGUCUCCGCCCUCGGGGACAGAUUGGCCAGAUUUUGCAGGAAGGGGGCCGAUUCCUGUCCGGUGUUUGCCGGGGUGCGGCCAGUGUUUAGAGUGUUCAAAUUUCGGUGGUGUCAGGAGCAGGUCCAGGAAUGGCCGGAGACUUUUCCGGGUGCACCGCCCGCAAGAAGAACCGGGCCCAAUCCGUCGAGUACAACCCGGCCAAGAUCGAUACGGCCAACGGGGAGGCGUCCAAGCAACCUGUGAAUCCACUGACCACCCGGAGUGGCCUCCGGGUGUACAAGAUUGUGAUUCUGGGCGACGGGGGCGUCGGCAAAUCAGCCGUCACGCUCCAGUUCGUGAGCCACAGCUUUCUGGACUAUCACGAUCCGACGAUUGAGGACUCGUACCAGCAACAGGCCGUAAUCGAUGGUGAGGCCGCCCUGCUGGACAUCCUGGACACGGCCGGUCAGGUCGAGUUCACAGCUAUGCGCGACCAGUACAUGCGCUGCGGAGAGGGCUUCAUCAUUUGCUACUCCGUCACGGAUCGGCACUCGUUCCAGGAGGCGUCCGAGUACCGGAAGCUGAUUGCCCGCGUCCGGUUGACCGAGGACAUCCCGCUGGUGCUGGUCGCCAACAAGCUGGAUUUGCAGUCGCAACGAAAGGUUUCAACCGAGGAAGGCAAAACCCUGGCGAAGCAGUUCGGGUGUCCGUUUUACGAAACGUCGGCAGCCCUGCGGCACUACAUCGACGAGGCGUUCUUCUCGCUGGUGCGCGAAAUCCGCCGGAAGGAGGAACAGAGGACCCUCAACAACGGUUCCAGCUCCGAGAAGAUCCACUCGCGACGCCGCAGUCGCUGGUGGCGACUCCGGUCAAUCUUUGCCCUGGUGUUCCGGCGGCGCCGAAACCUAAACGGCAAUAACAGUAUCUAAGGCGGGCACUAGGAUGUUCAUCAAAAUUAUCUUUAAAAAUAAGUAAAAAAAGAAAACAAAAAUCAACCUAGUGCAGUGAGAAAGAAUAAACCAAAAAAAUAACGAGAAAAUCAAGAUUUCAUCCGGCACUCUUUGGCUUAACAGAAACAGGGGGAGAGUGCAAGAAUUACGAAACGACAACCACAGGAAUUGAACUUAUUUUGGUUGCGAGAUCGAAUUGAGCUUUCCAAUAGGAGGAGAAUCGACCGUACUACUCAACCCAGUCAGUGGAUUGUUAAAUAGUUGGCUAAGACUAAGUUACGCAAAAAGUUGUAUUAAUUAAUUGCGCAAGAAAGAAACAUGCAAAAUCAAGUCAAAACAUCGAGAUAUCCCGAUUUGUUCCUCUGUUCAGACGUUAAGAAUUGCUUAAUUGUGUACCGUGAAAUUCAUAGGCUUAAGCUAAACCAAAAUCAACCAAAUGACCAGCAUUUAGCGUUUAAUGCAAAUUGAUGUAGUUCUCCCGCUGUUAUGGAGCCGUGCGUGUACCAAGAAAAGUUUAGCCACAUAAGCGCCCCCACCAUAUUUGAGGACCUUUUUUGAGUGCUCGAUUAAAACGAAAAAAAAAAGUUGGGUUUCACGGCAGAGAGGUUCGCACAAAGAAGCUUGUUAACUGUUGAAUGAGAAAAAGUGAUGGAAACCAAAACAUAAAAAGUAACAACUAGAAGAAUGGUAUUUAUAUUGUGUCGAUUGUUAAGUUGUUUAUUUAAAGGAACCAGUAUUCGCAUGCAUUUUAAAAACGCAUACAAAAAAUAGUUGUUCAUGUUCUCAGAAACAAUAAGCAUUUAUAAAAUGGACUAUCUGUGAUUUCACCCGCACCCGUUACUAAAACCUGUAUUUUUUUCUGCUUAGGUUAACUUCUACUCUAGCUUUAAAUUUAUUUCUUCCACAAAAAAAAAUCAACACAAAACUAGCGUACGUAAAUAGUGUUCCAAUGCAACAGAUAAAUAAAACCUAAAAUGACAAAGUCCCGUAGUGACACUAGCAGUAUUUAAAUUUCAAUAAAAAAAAUAGUAAAAUAGAAGACAAACUGAAACCACACUGUCAAGCAAAAGUAUUAAAACAGGGUUCAAAAGUCACACACGAUACGGUCAAAAUCGAACGAAACCAAAAUACCCCAAACUCAAAUCUGCUCAGAUCGAAAACGAAAGUCACAGAUAUAAAAUGUAGAAAAUUUGCACCUUGGCUGUAAAAUCUAUCGCUUACACUACUGCGAGCUUCAGAACCAUCAUUUAGAAGAUUUCCUACUUUGACUAAAAUCGUCAUAAUGGUGGAUGCUGGAAAAGUUUUUUUAUGUUAAGCCUCACACAAAAAGUUUAUGUAACAAGUUCUGUUUUUGUUCAAAUGAGUGCAGCGCAAAGCCACUCAUACAGUCAUUUGACUAUCAUCACCUCUCUCCCAUGACUGCAUUCGAAUGAUUGCUGUCACCACGCUUCACCGCGCAAGCAAGAAAGAGAGAAAAGGGAGGAAAAAAAAGAAAAAGAGCAUGCGUCUUUGAGUUGCGUGGCUGCUUGAGUGUCGAAUUCGUUCGUUUCAACUUCGCGUGCGUUCACUGACGGUCGGUCCCUUUGUGUGUCAGUCGGUUGUCGUGCUAUCUUGUCACAUGUGCAUUUUGGGUCUAACUGAGUAAAGGCUCUGAAGGAUACCAUUCUCGGUCGGCCAUUUGGCGGCAAUGUGUGAUUUAGAAAAUUGUUUGUAUCUUGAUUCAAAAAGCAUCAAUCAAAAAAGGAUCAUUGCUCCAAGAGUGAAUAACACCAUCUACGACCUUAAGAAAGCCAAUGUCUCACCUUUUGACCUUCACAGAUCCGAUUCCAGGGUGGCCACUCAUGUUGAGAAAGUCGGGAAUUUGCCAUAAUCCUCAAAAAAUUGAAAAAAGUCGGGAAUCUCAAACAUACUUGUUUGAAAAUUAUUUUUUAACUUUUGAAUAAUUUUGUAAUAUUUUGUUCAAUUAUCAAAUUAACUUGACUCAAUUUGUCAUUAGCAUCUGGGUGAUGAAUAAAGAGAAUGCGUAACGUGAUUUUUGAAUGAUCCCACUUUGUUUACAUCUGCAAAAGUAGGAGGCUGUUCAAGCACAAGCAUGACUUUUUUCUUACUGGUAAAUGAGCUGUUUUAUAAUCAAUAGUUUUUGUUUUUUUUUCUCGACUCCAUAAACAACAUCCAUUCACAAUUAUAAAAAAAUGACGAUCUCGCUUUCAACAUUCCUAAGAUAUCUUGACUUCAACUCCAGGUUCACACAUUUUUCAUUUUUGCAAAAAAAAAAUUAAUGAUCGAUAACAAUACUCUCCACUUUUGGUGAACAGUAAAUUGGUUCCACUUUGAAAGUUCAAAAUCUAGGCCGUUUUGCGAACUACUAUUCAGCACCCAGAUUAGCACUAACUUAAAAUUUAUGUUUCUUUUCACUAUUUUUAUCUUCUUUAGAAUGAAAAGGCUAUUUAAGACAUUACAAAUUGUAAUAAAUAUUGGAUGGUUAUGAUGGCAUGCAUUUAAAACAGAUUAUCAUAAUAUAUUUUAUGAAUCAAAUUAUUUUAUUUUAUUUUUACCAACUUUAUCAAAAAACAACAAUGCUAACGAUAAACCAAAAAGAUAAUAUAGUUUAAUUUCAACAAUUAUGACCACCGUAAAAUUUUGAUUCCGCCUCUUCUUUUUCAAAUUGCAUGAAGAUAUGAAAGAACACUUUUGUUUAGCAAUAGAUUUUUUUGUUGUUGCUUUGUAAUUUAUUUUUUUUUCUAAAUAUUUGAUUGCAAAUUUUGUACGACCCAAUCUCACUUGCAGAACCUAAUGACAUUCUUGAUGACGGACAUUUAAAUACUCGAUAAAUAACCAUUGAUUCAAUAAAAUUAAAUAUCAAAAUUUACUUAACUUAAAAGGAAAUUUGGUAUUUUUUUGAACUGAACAUGUAUAUUUGUUUAAGCUAAUGGAAACUAAUUAUUUUAAAAGCAUUUUUUGAUAUAAACAAAAUUUGAAAUAAAAAUGGAAAUUCAGAUAUUAUAUAAUCUUUAGCACCCAUUUCCAGUUAUAACCGAGUUACAAUAAGUUCUUCCAUUUUUUAAGUAAUAUUUGUUUGUGAUUUUUGAACCUGUUUUGAAAUUUUCUUCAAUAGUUGAUAAUGACUUUUUUGGCGUUAUUUUUUUUGCAAGAAAUCUCUAUUAUUUCAGCUUUUCGAAAAGUCGAGAAUUUGAAAAUGGGAUUUAAGUGGUUACCCUGGGAUCAGAAACCCAAAAUUCGAUUUCAACCCUGAGGUAUUCAAUAA
Messenger RNA from Culex quinquefasciatus (southern house mosquito), 4462 nucleotides. It is a transcript of the gene Ric, whose product is annotated as GTP-binding protein Rit2. The record is from RefSeq and is a predicted model, not a curated record. Gene Ontology annotation, cellular component: plasma membrane. The coding region runs from base 397 to 1176 and encodes 259 amino acids. Gene Ontology annotation, molecular function: calmodulin binding; GDP binding; GTPase activity. The transcript has 4 exons. Lineage: Eukaryota; Metazoa; Arthropoda; Insecta; Diptera; Culicidae. Gene Ontology annotation, biological process: Ras protein signal transduction.